UAUAUGGGUAUAUUUAUAUAUCUGGAAUAAGUGGGUAGGCAGUCGCGUAAUAAAUACUUGCCAAGCAACACGUCUUUUAUUUAUCAGUGGCGGCGAAUGGUAAAAUUAUUGUGUAAUUAAGUGUUUUAUCGGUAAAAAUGGCUGGCAAAGGUAAAUUUUCGGAGUUUGAUGUGAAAACGGGGAACUGGACCUUAUAUUGCGACAGGUUGGACAUGUACUUUUUAGCUAAUGGCGUUACGGACGAUUUGAAACUACCAACCUUGAUUGCGAACGUAGGUGAAAGUGCAUAUGAAUUGAUAGUGAAUUUAUGUAGUCCGGCCAAACCAUCUACAUUAACGUACGCUAAAGUGGUGAAAUUAGUGACAGAUCACUUGGAACCCGUGCCAUCGGCGUUAGCAGAACGUUAUAAGUUUCGGCAAAAUGCAGACAACAAAAUGGGCAAUCCAUUGCCGAGUACGUGGCCACGUUAAAACAAAUGGCGAGGUUUUGUGACUUCAGUAGCGUGACUAACGGGCUAGAAGAGAACCUCCGGGAUCAACUAGUGUGCGGGAUUACCAGUGAUGCAAUUCGACAGAGGUUAUUUGCAGAUAAAAAACUCGAAUACAGUAAAGCGGUACUGAUAGCGACUACAAUGGAGUCAGCGGAGAAAGAUUCUAUUGCGGUGGAAUCUCCGGCGUUAGGAAUGCACUACAAUGCCAGCCAAAGUGGAAAAAAACAAUGUACAGCGUGCGGCGACACUAGACAUGAGCGUUCCGCGUGCAAAUUUAAGGAUUACGUGUGCGACACGUGUUCACGUGUCGGUCAUUUACGGCGUGUGUGUCCCGAAAAGGAGGGGCACAGAGCUAGGGCAAGACCUGGAGCGACAAAGAGUUGGGGAACCAGCCAGGAGUACGCAAGUGGCUCGGGAGGCCGCGGCUAUUACGAGAGGGCAUGGACCGGCCGGGGAGGCAGCACGGCCGGCAGGAGGCGGCGAGGCGCGCGCUCGGGCGCGGCGCCCGCGCGCCAGCACUGCAUCCGGGAGCACCCCGGGCCGGCCGAGGAGGCGAGCUGGCGGGGCGACGGCGGCGAGGGCGCGGGCCCUAGCCGACGCACGGACAGCGACGACGAAUGGCCGAUAUAUCAAAUGGGACUGAGUCAGUAUCCACCGGUUUAAAGAUGUGUUCGACGGAACCCUGGGUUGCUUCACCGGCGGGCGGGCCAC
This is a messenger RNA of Cydia splendana, 1201 nucleotides long. RefSeq lists its product as uncharacterized. Gene Ontology annotation, molecular function: nucleic acid binding; zinc ion binding. The transcript is spliced from 2 exons. Bases 476 to 1153 code for a protein of 225 amino acids. The record is from RefSeq and is a predicted model, not a curated record. NCBI's taxonomy places the organism in Eukaryota, Metazoa, Arthropoda, Insecta, Lepidoptera, Tortricidae.